ACACUCGAUUACUUCCUGCAUGACGAAGACCAAGAGCGGCAUUUGGGCUACAAUUGUAAACGUAGUGUUGUGAGGGCACGACAUAAGAAGGUGUUUGAGGAUGUUCAAUUUUAUAUUACACCCUCAGUGGAACCCAGUCGUGCUGUGUUGACAAAGUUGAUUCGCUUAGCCGGUGGAGUAGUUCAUGAAGAUCGUCCAGCGCCAGCUGACAUAGCGCGGUGUAUCGAAACGGAUGCGCCGUUUAUAGUGAUCAGCUGUGAAUGUGAUCUCCGAAUGGUGCAGUACCUAGUGGAAUGCAAUUUUCGUGAGUUAUACUGA
Haemonchus placei is the source of this 318-nucleotide messenger RNA. The record is from the annotation of a GenBank genome assembly. Lineage: Eukaryota; Metazoa; Nematoda; Chromadorea; Rhabditida; Trichostrongylidae.